GGAAGCAAAGGGACGAAUGUUUACCUUGAAAUUGACUCGUUCUCAAUCCUAACUUCCUAUAAACCAGGUGGAGGCGACUGGUGAGGCUACAACACAAAUUACCGGCUUUGGUGAUUCUUCUUCUUCUUCUGUACGUGUUUGUGAGCGUCUUUGUGUGCAAUAAUGGAAUCGAGCAAUCGUGAAAUAGCGUAUGAGUUCCCUCCCCGCUCCAAGCAUAAUAGUUUUCCCGUCUUCAUUCGAGUUUACAGGGAUGGGAGCGUAGACAGGUUUGUGGGAACUGAUAUUGUUCCUCCAUCGCUUCAUCCAGUGGCUGGUGUUUGCUCCAAAGACAUUGUAGCCAUACCAGAAACCGGUGUCUCUGCCCGCCUCUAUCUCCCCAAUAUCAACCCACUUCGGAAACUUCCACUUCUCGUGUACUUCCACGGUGGAGGCUUUUGCAUCGAGACCCCCUUCUCUCCCAUAUACCACAGCUUCAUCAAUUCGUUGGUAGCUGAAGCUAAUAUUGUUGCCAUAUCAGUGCAUUAUAGAAGAGUCCCCGAGUACCCUCUUCCCAUAGCCUAUGAUGACUCAUGGGCGGUGCUCCAGUGGGUGGCUGCGCACGCCGAGUCGAGGGUAGAUGAUGAUGCAUCUGAGAGUUGGCUGAGAGACUAUGUAGAUUUUGACCGAGUGUUCUUGGGUGGGGAUAGUGCGGGUGGGAACAUCGCCCACAAUUUAGCACUGCGAUCUGGGGCUGAGGAACUGAAUAAUGGUGGGAUUAAACUUCUUGGCAUGGCUUUGAUCGGUUCUUACUUAUGGGGAAAGGAACGAAUUGGUUCGGAGGCAACAGAUCCUGAGAAGUAUAUAACAGAAGAAACGACAUGGCUUCAUGCAUGCCCUUCGGCGAAGGAUAACGAUGAUCCGCGCAUAAAUCCAGUUGCUCCUGGAGCCCCUAGUCUGGAGGGCUUGGGGUGCAGGCGGGUGCUGGUACUCGUUGCAGGAAAAGAUGGGUUGAGAGACAGGGGAUGGCUGUAUCAUGAUUCACUGGUCAAGAGCGGAUGGAAUGGAGUGGUGGAGAUAAUGGAGACAGAGGAAGAGGGUCACGUCUUCCAUCUAUUCAAUCCAAACUGUGAGAAAGCGGAGUUAAGAAUCAAACGUUUGGCUUCCUUCCUCAACCAGGUUUAGCUAUUUCCGUAUUAGGAUGAGCAAUUGAGCAUCGUCGACGAUAUGAUGAAUUCUCAGUACUUAUGGCAUGGGUAGCUUGUAUGAGAAAAUAAAUUCGGAAAAU
This is a messenger RNA of Nelumbo nucifera (sacred lotus), 1264 nucleotides long. RefSeq names its product putative carboxylesterase 2. NCBI's taxonomy places the organism in Eukaryota, Viridiplantae, Streptophyta, Magnoliopsida, Proteales, Nelumbonaceae. Gene Ontology annotation, molecular function: hydrolase activity. The record is from RefSeq and is a predicted model, not a curated record.